Molecule: messenger RNA, 630 nt
Organism: Dendrobium catenatum
Lineage: Eukaryota; Viridiplantae; Streptophyta; Magnoliopsida; Asparagales; Orchidaceae
Product: LON peptidase N-terminal domain and RING finger protein 3
Exons: 1
Coding region: 1-630 (209 amino acids)
Source: RefSeq, a predicted model, not a curated record
AUGGAAGAGAGAAACUCGAAGGCUGAGACCGUCGGUCAUGUCGAUAGCCUCGAAAAAACCUUCAAGGGGGUCAUUCAUGAGGAGCAUAUAGAAGGAAGAGAUGUCAAUUGGAAGUCCUUUAAAGAUGGCAUGCGGAUGCAUCGAGUCGGGAAUGCUUGGGCAGCGGCGGUUGCUGAAGGCGCCAAUGGUCGUGCUCGUAGCAGUCUAGGCGCUCUUGCUCGUACCACGUCACUGCGAGCCCCACAAAAACAUCCUGCAUGGGGUGAUGAGCAGGACGAGGCGGUGACUGCAUUGUUGCAGCAGCGGCCGCCAACUAAAGAGCAAUCACCAAAGAUUUCGUUAAUGACAUUGCUGGCAGAUGGAGGGAGAUAUUCAGACAAUGAUGAGGAGGAGGGUUAUGAGGAAGAGAAGACACAUAUAGGCCAAGACAAUGAGCAUGACGAUGAUGCAAAGGAGAGCGAAGGGGAUAUGGUGCACACAUGUUGUGUUUGUAUGGUGCGGCAUAAGUGUGCAUCAUUCAUGCCCUGUGGUCAUACUUUUUGUCGCCUUUGUUCUAAGGAGCUUUUGGUUAGCCGUCAAAAUUGUCCUGUUUGCAAUGGCUUUAUUCUUGAGCUUCUUAACAUUUUUUGA